This is a messenger RNA of Salvia splendens (bonfire salvia), 396 nucleotides long. RefSeq lists its product as uncharacterized. NCBI's taxonomy places the organism in Eukaryota, Viridiplantae, Streptophyta, Magnoliopsida, Lamiales, Lamiaceae. Gene Ontology annotation, molecular function: nucleic acid binding. The record is from RefSeq and is a predicted model, not a curated record. Bases 1 to 396 code for a protein of 131 amino acids. The transcript has a single exon. Gene Ontology annotation, biological process: DNA integration.
AUGAGGAAUCAUGGUGUUCACCAUCGGUUGUCUACUCCUUACCACCCCCAGGCAAAUGGUCAGGCGGAAAUCUCGAACAGAGAAAUCAAGGCUAUUCUGGAGAAAACAGUGAAUCCAUCAAGGAAGGAUUGGAGUAAACGGCUAGACGAUGCUUUAUCGGCCUAUCGAACUGCGUUCAAAACUCCAAUUGGAAUGUCGCCCUACAGGCUUAUUUUAGGCAAAGUGUGCCACCUCCCCGUCGGAGUUGAACAUAAAGCCUAUUGGGCAGUCAAGGAGAUGAAUAUGAAGCCCCAGGCCUGCGAGAAGGAGAGGAAACUGCAACUCCAAGAGCUAAAGGAACUUAGGCUUGAGUCGUAUGAUGCCGCAAUGUGGUACAAGGAGAAAACCAAAUUAUGA